Perognathus longimembris pacificus (Pacific pocket mouse) is the source of this 862-nucleotide messenger RNA. RefSeq names its product ectonucleoside triphosphate diphosphohydrolase 5-like. Gene Ontology annotation, biological process: nucleoside diphosphate catabolic process. Gene Ontology annotation, molecular function: GDP phosphatase activity; UDP phosphatase activity. NCBI's taxonomy places the organism in Eukaryota, Metazoa, Chordata, Mammalia, Rodentia, Heteromyidae. The transcript has a single exon. The record is from RefSeq and is a predicted model, not a curated record. Gene Ontology annotation, cellular component: membrane. The coding region runs from base 266 to 862 and encodes 198 amino acids.
GGCGGCGGGCGGGCGGGCGUCCGCGCCGGGGCGGCGCGCGCGUUCUCAUAGUUCCUGGCCAACAUAGAAAUGUGGGAUAUCUUGGCUGAAUCUUCAUGCAGGAAAGACCAUCAUGGUUCUGUUAUUUAGCUCAAUCUACAUGUCCAGCCCAUUUGCUGUAAAAGAAGAGCCAGCCCAAGGGAGAGAUUUAAGUAAUAUCCACUACAGGAGUGUGAGCAGCACUGCUUCUGCAACAAAGCCUUGAGUCACCACAUUGUGGGAAGAGAUGGCUGCUUCCUGGGGCACUGCCAUUCUCCUGCUGGUGAUACCCUGUGUUUGCAGCACUGUCUUCUACAGAGACCAGCAGACAUGGUUUGAGGGUGUCUUCUUGUCCUCUAUGUGCCCCAUCAAUGUCAGUGCCAGCACCUUGUAUGGAAUUAUGUUUGAUGCAGGGAGCACUGGAACUCGAAUUCAUGUGUACACAUUCGUGCAGAAAAUGCCAGGACAGCUUCCAUUUCUGGAAGGAGAAAUUUUCGAUUCUGUGAAGCCAGGACUUUCUGCUUUUGUAGAUCAACCUAAGCAGGCUGCUGAGACUGUUCAAGAGCUCUUAGAGGUGGCCAAAGACUCAAUCCCCCGAAGUCACUGGAAAAGGACCCCAGUGGUCCUGAAGGCCACAGCAGGACUACGCUUACUGCCGGAAAAGAAAGCCCAGGCUCUACUAUUUGAGGUAGAAGAGAUCUUCAAGAAGUCCCCCUUCCUGGUUCCAGAUGACAGUGUCAGCAAUUCUUUUUAUGUUUUUAAAUGUGAGUUAUGUAUCAUCAUAAUCUUAUUACCAUAUCUGCUUCCAUAUCAUACCUUUGGGGAAAUUAUUUCAAGUGAAUAA